Messenger RNA from Coffea eugenioides, 3549 nucleotides. Its product is annotated as kinesin-like protein KIN-14R. NCBI's taxonomy places the organism in Eukaryota, Viridiplantae, Streptophyta, Magnoliopsida, Gentianales, Rubiaceae. Gene Ontology annotation, molecular function: ATP binding; microtubule motor activity; microtubule binding. The record is from RefSeq and is a predicted model, not a curated record. The transcript has 19 exons. Bases 85 to 3270 code for a protein of 1061 amino acids. Gene Ontology annotation, biological process: microtubule-based movement.
ACCAGUAAACCACCUAUUCGACCUCAGAAUAUCUCCAUACUUUUCACUUUCCAAUCCUGCUUUAUUCCUUGUAAAAUCAAGAAAAUGAUGGCCGGGUUUGAAACUCAACCAAACAGGGCAUUUCUUGAUUGGCUCCAAGCUUCUAGUAAUAGCACUAAAAAGAUUAAAUCACCCCCUCUUCUCAAUCAAGAAGAGCAACCAUUUUUCGAAAAUGCUGAGGCUGUUGAUUCUAUAAUAUGUGUUCCAGGUUCAAGGCUGGUUUCUAGGAACGCCAUUUCUAAAGAAAAUGUAGUGAAGUUUGUAAAUGCUGGAGGUGGGACUAUCAAAGAAGAGGGAGAACAUGGCAAGUUUAUCAUGUCUGAUCAUGGUUUUGAUGGAGGGAACGUUCUUAAAACCAAUGAAAGUGUAAUUGAUGACAGCAAUUUUGGGGCUUUGUACCAAUCAGCAAGGAUAGGAAACUUCAGCUAUCAAUUUGAAAACCUCCCAGCUGGAGACUAUUUCGUUGAUCUUCAUUUUGCCGAAAUCAUAAACACAAAUGGUCCCAAGGGGAUGAGGGUCUUUGAUGUGUUCAUACAGGAAGAUAAGAUUUUAUCAGAACUUGACAUAUAUUCCCUAAUUGGAGCCAAUAAACCUUUGCAACUGGAAGAUGUCAGAAUCUCUCUGGGGCCCAAUGACGUGAUAAUGAUAAGGUUUCAAGGAUUAAAUGGAAGUCCAAUUGUAAGUGGCAUAUGUAUUAGGGAAGCACCUAAUUUGCCUGUAUCUCUGGUGAAACAAAGGUGCCCUGAAACUGAGAACCUUUCCUUUGAGAAUAAAGAUGUCAGAGCAAGAAACGAUGCUAGAUAUCAGAGGAAAAUAGAAGAGUUGCAAGCACAAUGUGAGCGAAAGACAGAUGAAUGCUACCAGGCCUGGAUGUCACUAACAGACAUGAGCAAGAAGCUUGAAGAGGUGACCAUGGAGCUUGAUAACAAAUCUUUCCAAAAUAAUUGCCUAGAUCAAUCCAUGGUGCUACAAGCAGAGAAGUUAAAAGAUGUAUCCACCAAGUACAAUCGUGAAAAGAAGUUCUGGUUUGAAGCCAUUAAUAAGAUAGAGUCAAAAGUCAAGAUCCUGAAGGACGAACAGAGCAAACUAUCUCGAGAAACACAUGAUUGUGCCAAUUUAAUUCCUGAUUUGAAUAAGAUGGUUUCAGCUGUUCAGGGGCUAGUGGCACAGUGUGAGAAUCUUAAACUGAAGUGCAGUAAGGAGCAGGCAGAGAGGAAGAAGCUAUACAACCAAAUUCAGCAAACAAAAGGAAAUAUAAGGGUGUUUUGUCGGUCUCGCCCACUGAGUAGAGAGGAAGCUUCAGCGGGAUAUGCAACAGUCACAGAUUUUGACGGGGCAAAGGAUGGAGAUCUGGGGAUAGUUACAAGUGGUUUUACUAAAAAAACAUAUAGAUUUGACCGUGUCUACAUGCCAAAGGACAAUCAAGAUGAUGUAUUUGCGGAUGCUUCACCAUUGGUGAUCUCGGUUUUAGAUGGCUAUAAUGUGUGUAUAUUUGCUUACGGACAGACAGGAACUGGAAAAACAUUUACCAUGGAAGGAAUUGAGAACAACAGAGGAGUAAACUAUAGGACUUUGGAGCUUCUUUUCAGAAUGAUUGAGGAAAGGAAAGAUGCUUUCACAUACAACGUAUCUGUCAAUGUACUGGAAGUUUACAAUGAGCAAAUUAGGGACUUGUUAGUCAACUCACCAGCAUCAAAGAAGUUGGAGAUAAGACUAGAUAUCGGAGGAAUUAAUCAUGUACCUGGAAUAGUGAAUGCUGAAGUAGAAAAUAUAAGAGAGGUUUGGAAUGUUCUGCAAGCUGGAAGUAAUGCAAGGGCUGUAGGAUCAAACAAUGUGAAUGAGCACAGUAGUCGUUCUCAUUGCAUGAUCUGCAUAACUGUGAGAGCUAGAAAUUCAAUGAAUGGUGAAUGUACCAAGAGCAAGCUUUGGCUUGUGGACUUGGCAGGCAGUGAGAGAUUGGCAAAAACUGAUGUUCAAGGAGAGCGCCGCAAGGAAGCUCAAAAUAUCAACCGUUCUCUUUCAGCACUGGGAGAUGUCAUAUCUGCUUUGGCAUCUAAGAGCAGCCACAUCCCAUACCGAAAUUCAAAGCUUACACACUUGCUGCAGGAUUCCCUUGGCAGUGAAGCAAAAAUUCUGAUGUUUGUGCAAAUCAGCCCCUUGGAGCAAGACUUGGGUGAAACUUUGAGUUCAUUAAAUUUUGCAACUCGUGUUAGAGGUGUUGAGUUGGGUCCUGCAAAGAAACAGAUCGACUUUGGGGAGAUUCAAAAACUUAAGCUACUGCUUGAUAAAUUAAAGCAAGAAUCCAGAACAAAAGAUGAUGCCUUGCGGAAGUUAGAAGAGAACUUUCAUGCCUUGGAAUCUCAAGCAAAAAACAAGGAUCAGUUCUGCAGAAACCAACAAGAAAAGGUUAAUGAACUAGAAAGCCAACUUGCGAUGAAGGCAGACUCAUGCAGUCAGAUGGACAGACAGCUGACAGAACUCUCAAUGAAAGUGAGAGUUGGAGAAGACAUUAGAGCGAAUCUUCAGCAAAAGGUAAAUCAGCUUGAGAAAAAGCUGAUAGAAUGUGAGCAUGUUGAGAGCAAUGCUCUUCAGCACAAGGUCAAGCAGCUUGAAAGGACAUUGAAAGAAAGAACUAACGAGUUUGAAGUUCAUUCAGUGAUCCUCCAGAAAAAGGUUAAGGAACUUGAGCACAAGUUGGAAAGGCAAGGAGGAGGUACUACGGUAUCUCCAAUGCUUCGUCCAAAGAUUCAAGAGCUUCAGGAAAAGGUAAGCCAACGUGACAGACAUUUGGAAAGUUCACCAGAACUGUGUGCAUCUGAGCAGUCAAGAGCCAGUACAGAUGAAAGAAAAGACUCUUCAUCAAUAACAGAAAAUGAAGUCAAUACAGGUCCAGGCACCCAAAUGUUACAGCCUCGGAAACGCCCCACAGGACAGGGUUCUAUUCUUCUUAAAGGAAAUGAGUCACUGGGCCAAUUGCGAAUGAAAAGGGAGUUCCAGAAUAAAGGGAUUGAGAACAUCUGCUUAUCAAACCCUUCAACUGAAAAGAAGCGGUCACUGGCAACUGAAUCAAAUAAAGGGAGGCAUAUUGACCCUACAAAAGCAUUUGCAAGAGUAACAAGAACUACAAAACCAUUCCCUGGUAUUCAGAGGUCCUUAUCUAGUCGAAUCAACAGAGAACCAGUGCCAAUGGUCAAGGAGAGGGAAAGCAGUACAAGAGUUUGGUUGAGAUAAAGACAAAUUAUAAAUUAACCACAAAAAUUUUUUUUUUUUGGCUUUGCAUUGUAUUCCAGCUCAUGUGUAUUUCCUUUUCCUCUCAUCUGGACGCAUGCUCAGGUAUCUGCACAAAUACACGACUGUGCAAAUGAGCUAUCUGUUUAUUAGAGUUACUGUACAUAAUAUGGCUAAUCCUAUAAAGAUAUUGGAGGCUGUAUAUAGCAAUGCCAGCGCCUCAAUGGCAUAAAGUACAGCCUGCUCUCUCGUGUACCUCACCCAUACAUCUCAUUAUAUGGU